Molecule: messenger RNA, 1906 nt
Organism: Hyaloscypha bicolor E
Lineage: Eukaryota; Fungi; Ascomycota; Leotiomycetes; Helotiales; Hyaloscyphaceae
Exons: 1
Coding region: 294-1745 (483 amino acids)
Source: RefSeq, a predicted model, not a curated record
GUCCUGAUAAACUUGGCAGAUCAUUUGGCUAGCUUUUGAGCUUCGCAAAAACCCCACGCGUCAUCGCAAAAAACAUCUGAGCUUCCAUCGGAAAGUCUGAAGUGGAGCUACAUGCUGAAAUGGCAAGUGCCAAGUAGUACCUGGACCUGGACUCGUACAACACGCAAACGCAAAGCAAGCAAUCCUACCUCAUUGUUUGCCUAUUGCGGGGUUUGUUCGAAUUGACUUGCCUGUGAUAUCGACAGUUUCACGAGCUGCACGGGAUAGACCACUGUAGCAAUGCUUCGGUAGGAAUGUCUCUGCUUCGCAAGUCGAAACGUCGACCCCAACCAUUGACAGACGCCGACUACGACCACGAAAUUCGUCUGGAGGAUCAUACCAAACCACAAUCGCCUCAAGGGCAUUCGAGAAGCCAGUCAGAUGGCCUACAGCCUUCCUCUACUCGUGGUUCAGAUUCCUCCUCGAGAAGACACAGCGAUGUCCCCCUUUAUAAACACACGACGCCCCUCCAUAUACGGGAGGAGUUGAUACGGCGGAAAUUCUCGAAAUAUCAGGAUCGCCGCGAAGCGUCUUACGAUGGGCAGCAAGAGGCAGCUGGGCCAGAGGACGGUGACGAAGCUCAGAAUGACGAAGCUCAGGACGGAGAGACGGAAGAACGAGGGCGACGAAUAUCCAAAUCACUGGCACCAAAACCAGCGGAAGCCGAAUCUGCGAUAGAUAUCUUGUACGAGAAUCAACGUGGAGGGUUUCUCUGCGGGAUACCCCUCUUUUCUUCGAAGGCGUUGGGUGGUCUCGAUCAUGCUCCGUGGACGAAUAGUGCACAUAAACCGAGUGCCACGGACAUCACAAACGCGCAGGUGCCAGAUCCCUUGUGGGAAUGGGCUUGGAAGGAAUGGCAUAUAAAUAAGGAUGACAGAGUGGAUGGCGAGGGCUGGGAGUACUCGUUUGCCUUCGGCAAGCACAUUUCCUGGCACGGUCCUCAAUGGUGGAAUUCCUAUGUCCGUAGACGGGCAUGGACUCGAAAGCGAAUAAAGAAGCACAGUGGCUAUCAGUCGAAUGAAUCACAUAUGCUCACCCCUGAAUAUUUUACGAUUCACGCAGCGGAAGAACGGAAAUCAAGCCGAGCUACCUCUAUGGAAGCAAGUACAAUGAAUCGACCAAGUUUGGGAUCUCUUGCUAGACGGGAUAUUGAAGAUGAUAUCGUCGUUGAGGAAAUCAAGGAUAUUGCGUCUCUGAUGAAAGUCUUACGGCUUGCCCGAAUUGACCGAGAGAAAAUGGAAGCAGUGGAGAACUUCACUGAGCACGGCGGGGAUGACCUUCACUACCUGCAAGAAUAUAUGCAUGAGAUCAUGCGGAUGUUCAUAUUCCAAGCUUCGCGGCGUCUUCUCCUUACACAUCUGCUCAAGAUUUUCAACGAGGCUUCGAAGGAAUGGGACAAAGAGGAUGCUGACCCCGUCAAGAAACGGAGACUUGAAUAUCUGGAAGCAGCAGUGAAGCAUGCUGAUGAGGAGGUUAAGAGGCUGGAAUUCUGGAGUGAUGUGAAGGACAUGGCCGAGAAAGGCCAUACUAUAGGGGCCGUGGAUGAAUCUAAAGGUUGGGACAAGAGCUGGGCUGGUCUUGAUCAUAGCGGGCCGAAGGAUGUAAUGUCCGAUAAGAAGGUCCCUGGACUGAAGAAUUGUGAGCCGAGAGAAGGAAAUGGGACAGCAGUAAAAAAGGAUAAAGGGAAAGGAAAGGCACAGGAUUAGCAUACACAGGGCGUUCUGCAAAUCUCUUUGGUCAGCAUGGCUGCAUAGCCUCGGAUUGGGAUUGGGUAGUUUACGGGAAAUAAAAGAGACUCCUCCCAUAUCUUUUAGGCUUCAUGUUCAAAACAUCCUUGAUGGAGUCCUAUUGAAUGAAUUGUUCCUGC